Molecule: messenger RNA, 1129 nt
Organism: Branchiostoma floridae (Florida lancelet)
Lineage: Eukaryota; Metazoa; Chordata; Leptocardii; Amphioxiformes; Branchiostomatidae
Product: NXPE family member 3-like
Exons: 7
Coding region: 61-1026 (321 amino acids)
Source: RefSeq, a predicted model, not a curated record
AACCCAGUUUCCUCACCUUCCGUUCCAGGCGUGUCCUGGUUCUGUGAGAAGCCGUCGCACAUGCGCUGUGAGGACAGGGUGUCUCACGUCUUCUUACCGGGAAACUUCCCAAACGUCUCCAAGGAUGAGGCUCGUCUCCUGGAUGAAAAUGGUCCGUUUUACAAGAAGACAAUCAAAGCAAAGGGGAAAGACAAGAUCAUCGUUAAAGACAUCGUUAGGAAAGACAUAAAGACAUGUGUGAAGACCCAUCGCCUUCCCAGAUUGCUGUGCGCGGCGCAGAUUCCCGGAAGACCCCCCUGUAUUCCCGGAACCCCCCUCCAGACCCCGGCCGGGUUCUACAUCCAGGACGUGUACAUCUCCACCAUGUGUGAGAACAAACAGUACAACGUGCCCAUGGAGUGGAUGGGCUGCCUGGCCGGUAAGACCAUACAGAUCCUAGGCGACUCCACAGCGCGCCAGCUGUACUACUAUCUGAAGGCAAACCUGCCGGUUAAGGACCUGACUCCGAAGGGCGUUCCGCCGAAAUUCGGACCGUUACAUCUCCGGUACCCACAGACAGACAUCAACAUCAAGUUCAACUUCCACAGCCACCCGGCCAAAACCUUCAGCCCGGUCAAUGUCAAGGACAUCGUGGAUGAAGUGGACCUGAUUGGCGGACUGGAAGGCGGGAAGAACGUGGUCCUGGUGAUCUCCAUAUGGUCACAUUUCGUGCAGACCUUCCUCAGUGCGUACUUGGACCGCAUGCUAGCCGUGCGCGCGGCUGUGGUGCGGCUGCAGACGCGCAGUCCCGACACGUUAGUGGUGCUGAAGUCUGCCAACACCCGCUGGAAUCCUGUCAUCACCACCAGCGACUGGUACGGCUGGCAGCUGGACCAGAUCCAGAGGGAGGUGUUCCGGGACGUUCCUGUGGCCUGGUUGGACGCCUGGGACAUGACGUCAGCAGGGGACCGUCAGGACAACAUCCACCCAGCGGACGCCGUGGUACUGCAGGAGAUACAGAUGUUGAUGUCGUAUAUCUGCCAGUGACUUGAAUAAGCUUAAGCUGUGUCGACAUUUCUCUUUGUAUGGACGUUUAUAUAUACCAAUGAAAUUAACUUGAAAGUCCUUGACAAAGACUGGUACUGAUCAG